AUGAGACAUUUGUGGACCUUGAUGCUGCUCAUGACUGCCUCGACUCAGGCACAGCAUCGUAAUUUAUAUGGUGGCAGCUAUGGCGGGAAUUAUGGUGACUACAAUGGCGGCUACAUAAGGAACAGCAAUAUAGGAGGACCCUUUGGGCAAGGUAGAGAGGGAUUAAUUAGGGGCAGUAACAGUGGAGGACCAUUCAGGACUAAUACCUAUCAGCAAGAUAUAUAUGGAUCCCAAGGCAGAGAAGGAUUGAUAAGAGGCAGCAACACUGGAGGACCAUUCAGGACUAGUACCAAUCAGCAAGAUAUAUAUGGAUCCCAGAGUGGUUCACCUAUUGGAAAUAAUGCUGGUGAUGGACUGAUUGUCGGGGGUAGCAAUGGAGGAACGAAUGAAGGACCAUUUGGCCAAGGCAGAGAAGGAUUAAUAAGAGGCAGCAAUACUGGAGGACCAUUCAGGACUAGUACCAAUCAGCAAGAUAUAUAUGGAUCCCAGACUGGUUCACCUAUUGGAAAUAAUGCUGGUGAUGGACUGAUUGUCGGGGGUAGCAAUGGAGGAACGAAUGAAGGACCAUUUGGCCAAGGCAGAGAAGGAUUAAUAAGAGGCAGCAAUACUGGAGGACCAUUCAGGACUAGUACCAAUCAGCAAGAUAUAUAUGGACCCCAGAGUGGUUCACCUAUUGGAAAUCAGGCUGGGGAUGGACUGAUUGUCGGGGGUAGCAAUGGAGGAACGAAUGGAGGACCAUUUGGCCAAGGCAGAGAAGGAUUAAUAAGAGGCAGCAAUACUGGAGGACCAUUCAGGACUAGUACCAAUCAGCAAGAUAUAUAUGGACCCCAGAGUGGUUCACCUAUUGGAAAUCAGGCUGGGGAUGGACUGAUUGUCGGGGGUAGCAAUGGAGGAACGAAUGAAGGACCAUUUGGCCAAGGCAGAGAAGGAUUAAUAAGAGGCAGCAAUACUGGAGGACCAUUCAGGACUAGUACCAAUCAGCAAGAUAUAUAUGGACCCCAGAGUGGUGCACCUAUUGGAAAUCAGGCUGGGGAUGGACUGAUUGUCGGGGGUAGCAAUGGAGGAACGAAUGAAGGACCAUUUGGCCAAGGCAGAGAAGGAUUAAUAAGAGGCAGCAAUACUGGAGGACCAUUCAGGACUAGUACCAAUCAGCAAGAUAUAUAUGGACCCCAGAGUGGUGCACCUAUUGGAAAUCAGGCUGGGGAUGGACUGAUUGUCGGUGGCAGCAGCGGAGGACCCUUUGGAGAAGCACAAUCCAGAAAAAUUAGACAAGGUAAUAGUGGAGGACCAUUUGCAGUUAAAGUCGAUCGGGACGGUAUUAUACGUGGAAAUCAAAAUGGAGGUCCAUUUGGAAAUACUGGAACUCAGUCUGGAUUGAUAAAUGAGGGCAGCAGUGGAGGACCCUUUGGCCAAGGUAGAGACGAAUUAAUCAGAGGCAGCAGUAAUGGAGGACCCUUUAGCCAAAGCGGUGGUCCUUUUGGAAAUCAUGCUGGAGACGGACUGAUAAGUGGUGAAAGCAAUGGCGGACCUUUGGGAUGA
This is a messenger RNA of Drosophila grimshawi, 1539 nucleotides long. RefSeq lists its product as uncharacterized. Bases 1 to 1539 code for a protein of 512 amino acids. The transcript has a single exon. NCBI's taxonomy places the organism in Eukaryota, Metazoa, Arthropoda, Insecta, Diptera, Drosophilidae. The record is from RefSeq and is a predicted model, not a curated record.